Molecule: messenger RNA, 1529 nt
Organism: Actinia tenebrosa (Australian red waratah sea anemone)
Lineage: Eukaryota; Metazoa; Cnidaria; Anthozoa; Actiniaria; Actiniidae
Source: RefSeq, a predicted model, not a curated record
ACUUACAAGAGAAAAAGGGCUUUGUGUUUUUCCUCGAGUGUCUUGUAGUGAUCAAAUCUCAUUAGACUUUUCAAAAAUAGUCACGUUUGGUAAAUAGGUAAAUAGCUCAUUUUCUAUGAAUAAUGUAUGAAACCACCUGUGGAAACCAUGAACCAAUGGUAUUUAAGAGAGAUCUUUCGAUAUUUACCUGAAGAAUUUGAAGAUAGUAUUGCUAGCAGUAACACGUGUACUUACGGAGAUAAACGGUGUUGUUUUAGACUAUGAAAACUGCAAUUUUUUUCGUACUUCUUUUGGCGUUUGUCAACGUCCAAGCAAAAAAGAAAAAGCAAAAACACGAUGCUGUUCCAAAAGACAAUAUGUUCACAGGAUUUCGCGUUCCUCUCUUCGCUAUGCGCUUCCCUGUAUUCGGAGGUGAGGCACUGACAAGACAAGACAAUGUAAAGCCAUCUGAACUUACAUUUAACGAUGGAAAAGAUGCAAAACUGAAGACCAAAACAAAAACGUUUAACUCAACGCACGGCCCAUACAAGACCUACACUAUUACCUCAGUGACUACUUCUGGGAACAAAACAAAUCCUCAGGUGUUUGAGAAGGUUAUCAAAUCGGUAACAACGAUGGCCAAGAAUGGGACAGGAAAGAAUAUCACACUGCCACAAAUCAAGGAGACUCAAUUUAGUAUCUUCAGGCCGUUUAGCGUAUUUGGUGGAUUCAAAGGUUUCAAUGAUGACUCUAGUAAGGAAUGUUCAGACAAAAAGCCCUGCGCGGCAGAGCAAUUCUGUGAUAACUUUUUUGGAGUUUGUAAGAAACAAGUAGGCAAAGGACAAGCAUGCUCACAGAAAGAUCAAUGCUCCAAGAAAUCAGGAGACCUGCAGUGCACGUGGGGAAAGUGUAUCGUGAACUCUGAUGUUGGUGGCUUGGGAACGUUCUGCGAUGACCACAAAGAUUGCCAUUCUAGUGCAGGACAAGAGGCUGGCUGCUUCCCUCAGAAUGAUAUCAGUCGAUAUUCCAAGGUAUGCAUUGCAAAGCUACAAGAAGGAGUGACUUGUGGUAGAAAACGCCUGCUCGAUGUGUUUGAGGACGAGAAUGAUGAAGACAGUCAGCUUUGUCAGGGCAGCUUGGUGUGUAGGACUGUGGGUUUUUUCGGGCGCAAGAUUUGUCAGAAGGCAGCCACUUCGUCGGUUUCUGAUUAUCACAGAGUUGUGACAAAGAAGAGCAAGCACCACAGACAUCACAAACGACAUUACUAAUGUAACCUCGUCAUGAAGAAAAGCUCAACACAAGCUAUUCAUUGUGCUCUCGUCUACAAGAACAUCUUCUUAUAGAUUUAAAUUUAAUCUAGUUUAAUGCAAAUACCGCUAAGUAUUACUAAGCAAAAAUGACACUAAUAUUAGUACUAACAGCGACAAAAUGCAUGCGUGAGAAAAGGCGUACAAGUAACCUAAAAUAGGUCAAACUUUUCGUGAAUGUUACAGAUUAUUUCAAGUGCUGUGUGUUUUAUGAUUCUUAAUAAAAUUAAACGUGAAAUAUUU